This is a messenger RNA of Penicillium malachiteum, 525 nucleotides long. Its product is annotated as 2,4'-dihydroxyacetophenone dioxygenase family protein. The coding region runs from base 1 to 525 and encodes 174 amino acids. Lineage: Eukaryota; Fungi; Ascomycota; Eurotiomycetes; Eurotiales; Aspergillaceae. The transcript has a single exon. The record is from RefSeq and is a predicted model, not a curated record.
AUGGAGAAGGAUGAUCUUUCCAGCGCACCGUAUCGGGGGCCUAAGCUCCCCAAUGUCCCCGAAGACUUGGUGGUCACCGGCGCUCUUGACUUGGAAUGCGACGAGCGACUGUGGGUGCCCCAAGCUAAAGACGUGUGGUUCCGUCCGCUUUGCUUCAAUGUGUCACACGGCUACUUCGUGAACAUUUUGCGCGUCAGGAAGAGCGGAAUUUUGUCACGCCACCGACACACAGGACCAGUACAUGCCACAGUACUGCGGGGCCGAUGGCACUAUCUCGAGCACCCCUGGUGGGCCGAGGAGGGUGGAUACGCCUUCGAGCCCCCUGGCGAUAUUCACACCUUGGAGGUGCCCGAUGGAGUUCAGGAGAUGGUCACAUUGUUCCAUGUAACGGGCGCAUAUAUCUACGUGGACGUGGAUGGCAAGGCAUUGGGAAUAGAGGACGUUUUCAGCAAACUGCAGGCUGCGCGAAAGCACUACGAAGAGGUUGGCCUGGGCGCUAGCUUUGCGGAUCAGUUCGUGCGGUAG